AUGAUUAUGAAACGUAAUGUUUCCGGUGUUAUGCCUAAUAUGGGUUUUUCUUGUAUUACGGGCCAAGUAUUAGAAUUUGUUCCAUUUGAAGAUAUCUUUGGCAUUGAGCAUCUUGGUAAGGGCGGUUAUGGCAGUGUAUAUAAAGCCAAAUGGACACGCGGCCCUAUUGAAUAUUAUGACAAUGAUGUUCAUGAAUGGCACAGAUCUGGAGAAAAAGAUAUCGUUCUCAAAAGCAUAAAAAGUUUAAGUAAUAAUAAUAUACCUGAUAAAGAGAUUAAAGCUCAAAUGACCUCAUUUGUGGAUAUUGGUUAUACCAUUAGUGAAAAUCCAGAUGAUCGGCCAACUGCUUUAGAGCUGUGUGAUGUGCUAUAUGGCUGUAGGCAAAAAGGCCACGAAAUAUGGACUCAAAUUGAACUCAUUGAAAAAAAUAUGACUUUUAACGUUCCCCCAGAAAUGGCUUCUUUACAUUAUAUAACAUCAGAAAACGCAAUCUAUACUAGUCGAUUACUUGAUAUUUCACAGGAAUUAGUAAAUAAUAUUAGUACUAGCUUACUAUCAGAGACAGAAUUAAAGGAAUUGAUGAUACAUGAUACUGCUAAUAGUGAUCCUUUCAACAAUAUUAAAUUUUUUGCAUUUACACCUGUUAUUAAAAAUGGCAGUAAAUCUGUUUUUUUGGGAGACUCUAUGUCAGAGUUUGUUUCAAUACGUUCAACCAUCUCUCCCGGAACAUCAGCUGAUGCAAACGACGAAGUCAAACGAUUGCUCUCAUUACUCGAAGACAAGACAAACGAUAUUAAUCAUAUACUGGACCCACUGCAAGUAUAUGCGGUUGGUCCUGAUUUUCAGAAAGACUAUUCUAUGCCAUGUAUCGCUUGUUGGAGUACCGAGAGUCUAGAUGACAAGGUUAUAGAAAGACUUUCAAAAUUGUUCGAAGACAAGUAUAAGGUUGUAAACAAAGUGGGUUUAUUGGAUACUAGUGUAAAUAGUGGUGAUAGUGGUGAUAGUAUUCAAGAUGAUUUAUUUAAUAAUAAUAGUAUCACCAGCGAGUUUAAUAAUAAAGGAUCAUCUAAGGAAGAAGAAUAUAUCACUAUUACAUCUACAGCUACAGCUGUUGACAAAAACAAUCCAAAAAAAAAUUGUCAAGACUUCAGUAUUACCGUUAAGAUCUUGGCAAAGGUCAUCCCUGUCAUUAAUAAGUCAUACUUGAACAUUUUGGAGUUUUAUGUUAAUGUAUAUGAUUGUAAAAUGGGGCCUAUGCUUAGUAAAAAUUGGAAAUCACUUCAUGAUUUGGGUUUUGGAUAUUUUUUAGAUUCAGUAGAGAUUAAAGUUUCUCCAAUUUCACUCGAAAACGAUAAUAUAUCUCACAUGAUAGUACCAAAGAGUGAUUAUAAACAACCACAGCAACUCAAUCGGCCUACUGAAAUCACAUCAGAUCAUGAGACAAACAAAGGAGUUGAAGGUCAGAUCAAUGGUAGUCUGCCCAAUGGAGUUUUAGGUUUUCAAAUUAAAGGUAAUUAUGGUGUAAAGAAUGCUAAUAGCGCUAAAACAAUGACAUAUGAAUGGAAAGUAGAGCGUGAAGGUAGUAAUAAAACUGGGGUGUGCUGGACAUAUAGGCCUGUUAAAAAUAUUUAUGAAAGAGAAUAUGUUCCAGGCGAUCAUUCUGGUCAAUGGUAUACUUUAAAUACGAUGCGUGGGUUUAAAAUAACCAUUACACAAAUAUUGCGUUGCGAAUUCCGUGGCCGUGGCUGGGGUAAAUCAAACAAAAAAGUAAAGCUGAUAAAACUAUGCCCCAAAAUGGCUCACACAUUGGAAAUAACUUUCAACAGCAUUGAUAAUUUUAAUGAAAAUUUUGCAAAACUUAAAAGAGAUUAUUUCGAACAUGAAAACCUUAUUGCUACACUAAAUGCCAGUAACAUGCAUAACAUUGAAAACACCCUAAAAUGUUCAGAUACUUUUAUAAUAGACCGUAAAUUUUUACAAUUGAACGAAUAG
Dentiscutata erythropus is the source of this 1992-nucleotide messenger RNA. Lineage: Eukaryota; Fungi; Glomeromycota; Glomeromycetes; Diversisporales; Gigasporaceae. The record is from the annotation of a GenBank genome assembly.